CAAUUUAGAUUUUACUCGAUAAACAGACAGCAAACAAUCCAUUUGUAUAACAAGCCAGAACGGUAAAGAUAAAUAUCAUAGCAAGAAAGAAAGAAAAACUCAAGAACGCAAGCCCAACAUACGAACAAUGUCACAAUACGGUCACUCCACCACCGGCGCCGAGAUCAUGCGACGGUUCUCCUCCUAUGCGGAUGGGAAGACGAUCCUGGUCACCGGCCCCUCGCCCUCGACUCUGGGCUCAGAGACCGCGAUAACGCUGGCUAAGCACUCGCACCCCGCCCACCUCCUCCUGCUCGGGCGGUCGGCCUCCAAGCUCGAGCCUGUCGUGGAGAGCAUCCGCACCGUCAACUCCACUGUCAAAGUGACCAUCAUCCCCUGCGAGCUCUCGUCGCUAGCCUCCGUGCGUUCCGCCGCCGUGUUGAUCUCGAGCACGCUCGCGGCCGCCAACGCGAAGCUCGACAUCAUCAUCAACAACGCCGGGAUCAUGGCGGUCAGCCCCUACCGGGCGACCGGGGACGGCUUCGAGUCGCAGUUCGCAGUGAACCACCUCUCGCACUUCCUCCUGACGAACCUGCUGUACGCAGACCUGGCGCAGGGCGUCCGCGUGGUCAAUCUAACCAGCAACGGCCACGAGAUCGGACCCAUCCGCUGGGACGACUACAACUUUGGCGAGGGCAGGGAGUACGACCCGUGGCUCGCGUACGGGCAGUCGAAGUCGGCGAAUAUCCUGUUCUCGAAGGCGAUCUCGCGGAAGAUGGCGAAGAAGCAGGCGAAGAGUAUCGCGGUGCACCCCGGAAUGGUACUCGGCACAUCGCUCUGCGCCAACUCCAAUGUCUCCAAGGAGCUUCUGGACCAGGGCAUAGAACUGGCAACUCAAAACGCUGGCGGAGAGCUCCCACCCGCGUCUCUGAAGAAUCUAGAGCAGGGUUGCUCAACGACUCUGGUUGCAGCACUGGAUCCGGAUAUGGAGGAUGGGGCGUACCUGACAGACUGUAACAUCACGGAGCCGAAGCCGUGGGCUAAGGAUGAUGAGAAUGUAUUCAAGCUGUGGGAGCUGAGUGAGAGGCUCGUGGGGGAGAAAUUUGAGUUCUAAGUGGGUGGUGGGCUUGUGGGAGCGAGUGUGUUUCUGUGAGUAGUCCACUAGCCGUUCGGAGGACCGGUGGUGGGUACUUGGAAUAUUCGGUGCGGUAGCGGGUCCAAGUUCGGUCUUUUUCUCUCUCUCUCUCUCUCUCUCUCUCU
Molecule: messenger RNA, 1239 nt
Organism: Tricharina praecox
Lineage: Eukaryota; Fungi; Ascomycota; Pezizomycetes; Pezizales; Pyronemataceae
Product: short-chain dehydrogenase
Exons: 3
Coding region: 128-1093 (321 amino acids)
Source: RefSeq, a predicted model, not a curated record